Molecule: messenger RNA, 2350 nt
Organism: Solenopsis invicta (red fire ant)
Lineage: Eukaryota; Metazoa; Arthropoda; Insecta; Hymenoptera; Formicidae
Exons: 3
Coding region: 56-2032 (658 amino acids)
Source: RefSeq, a predicted model, not a curated record
AAUUAAUGAUUAAUAUAAAAGAGAGUUCAUGGCAUAGGCCACGUUACUUGUUACAAUGCCGCAACAGAAAGCACUUCUACUUUCCACCUGCCUGUUGGCAUUCGUUGCCAGUUUAACUCUGGCACUUCCACCUGGAGCACCAUGGACAAACUUUGCAUCUAAGCCUGUUUAUUCGCGAGCUCUCGGACCUCCUGGAGGAAUGGACACGAUAUCCGUACCUUACGUACCAAAAUCUCCAUUCAUGCCAAAAUUCGUCGAUCCGAAGGCGUUUAUUUCUAAAAAGACGGAUAUGCUGAGUAAUUUGUUCGGCGGUUUGGGACCAGUUGCAUAUAGCAUGGCAGAUACUCAACCGAUCAUACCAUAUGGGGCAAGUGCACCGUCUUUAGAUACCACUAAUAGUGCAAAUGCAUUAUUUAAUAAACGAGAUAUGCUACAAGCUGGUAAAGAAAAAAUGGUCGACAGUAGCAGUAUGUAUAAACGCGGUAUGUUUGGUCCGUUCGCUCCAAAAUUCGGGCCGAUGGGUCCAAUAGGUCCGAUGGCUCCAAAAUUCGGACCUAUUACGCCAUUUUCAUCACCGGAUAUAAUGCCCGAUUUUAUGGAUAAAACAUCUUUUUCUCGUAGAAGAAGAAGUAUAGAAACGCCUUCUUCCGCAAACGAUAUUAAUACCAUUCCAGGCUCUUAUCCAAAAAUAGUAGAAGGUAUAUCAGCAACAGGACCAGUCGCUGGAGAUGUACCGAAGGAAUACUUGCCACCGGGAAUGUUCGGACCUUUUGGACCAGGUCCUUUCGGGCCUUUUGGACCAGGUUCUUUCGGGCCUUUUGGACCAGGUCCUUUUGCACCGAGUUCUUUCGGACCAGCGGUGGACCCAAGUGCAAUUAUUUCGAAAAAAUCAGGAUUCUUGGACACGCUCUUCAAUAAUCUUGCUACCAGCACUCCAGCAACAACAACCGAGGGACCUACGGCAAAAAGCACUAUUGUACCACCUAGCUUUUGGAUUCCAUCCUCCAUAAUUCCUGGCCCGACCGAAUAUACCCAGAAAGUAUCGGACUUUCUGAACAAAUUAUUCGACAGCAUAAAUGCAACCGCAUCAGAAGCAAGCGAUGGUUCAGACGCAAAAAGUGAUUUAAUGAGAUCUCUGAAACCCGAUGAUAUUUCACCGGACAAAAUCGCAAGGUCCUUGGACGAUGCGACGUCUAUCGCAGCCGCUAAAGAUGCAAUCGUUGAUACGAUACUAUCAGAGCUUGGCGAUUUAAAAGGCGAUAUGAUGGCAACUUUGAAUGAUCUGAUCGCGUACGAGAAGGCUGCGGCAGCUUCCGCCACUACGGCAAAGAAGCCUUUUAAGCCUUUCUCCAGUGUAUUUCCCUUUGCGAAACCAACAAUGGAUCCAACGGUUCCAUAUCAGCAAAGAAUGACUGUACUCAGCCAAGUAUUCGAUAUGCUGACGGAUCUGCAAAGGAAUAUCAGUGUAGUCGCGAAAAACGCAAUGGUAACUAACACUAGUACUCCAAAUAAUCCAGAAUUGCCUAAGGUUCCAUUAGCUAACAAUGAAGUUGAUGCUUCAACAAUUAAUAACACUCUCUUGGACGCUAUUCUGAAGAAAAUAUCCGCUAUUGGAACUGCAACUCCGGCUUCUUAUUCGGCAUCUUAUCCGGCUUCUUAUCCAGCUUCUUACCCAGCAAGUCCUGUCAAGGGAAAUUCUGUAAUGAGCAGAGCUUUACCUAAAUCACCAACGUCUUUCUGGGUGUCUUAUCCGGAGAAUCCGGCGCCUGCUGUAAAACGACAAGUGGACGAUGAUUCGCUACCAUACUUCGCAUAUGGAAACGAUAAUGAUCACCAAGAUCAUAGACAAUAUAAGAGAGGUGUACAAAUGCAGAUGCAUCAGGGUUACCAGAGUCUACCUGCAGGCUCCGUGGAAUCUGUACAAGCAGGAGGAGGUUCCACACCUGGACACCAAGGAGGAGGAAUUAAAUUACUGAUUCAAAUGCCUAAAUUGCCUAACUUUCAAGUUCCGAGCUUUCAAACUAUUAAUUAAGUACGUGCAAAAUGUCUCUGAAUUAUGAAUAUCGCAGACAUCUGUUCAUUUGUCGCAGGGAUCUAAUGCUUACGAAAACUCGAACAAAUGGGCUGACUGGAUGCAGUAUCACAAGAAUGAAUAUCAAGAUCGUAGGCACCAUCAUAACCACCAUUAGGCCACUCAGCCCCAGCAGGAGUAUUUCUUACGUUAUAUAUUUACGAUUAGUUAUCAAUAAAAAUCUUUUACAAAUGUUAUCCAAAAUGUGAAAGUAAACGUGUACGAUAUUAAUCGAUAAAUUCCAAUAAAAUAUAUUUGGCAGAAGAUAGAAAAAAGAAA